This is a messenger RNA of Eleginops maclovinus (Patagonian blennie), 2085 nucleotides long. Its product is annotated as deoxyribodipyrimidine photo-lyase-like. The coding region runs from base 210 to 1841 and encodes 543 amino acids. The record is from RefSeq and is a predicted model, not a curated record. Gene Ontology annotation, biological process: photoreactive repair. Gene Ontology annotation, molecular function: deoxyribodipyrimidine photo-lyase activity. The transcript has 10 exons. Lineage: Eukaryota; Metazoa; Chordata; Actinopteri; Perciformes; Eleginopidae.
GCGCAUGCCCAGUACGGAAGUGCACUCUGGGAAAUGUAGUUAGAAAUACUGUUACAAAACCUAAACAACGCGGUGUUAAUGUUUCUGCUUCUUCAAAGGGAAGACUAAGCCGGUAACGGUUUUUGUACAGUUUGAGUGCUGAAAUGACGUCGUCUGCCAUUAGCUUUAGUUAGCUAGCUUAAAGUACCUCUACACGUUUCUUUCAUUGUAUGCUGCUCAGCAUUUGCAGGAGCUCAUCUUUCUCUAGAGUUGUUGCCCACAGUUAUCUGAAUAGCACUUCAGUACUUUCUUCCAAGACCAAGUCUUUCACCAGCCAAACCAUCAUGUCUGAAAAAAAGAAACGCAAAUCUACAUCUGUUGCUGUGAAAGAGCCCAGUGCUAAGCUGCAAAAUCUGGCUCCCUUGAAGGAGAAGGGCUGGCUGGAGGACCGUCUGAAGCAGCAGAGGACAGAGAAGAAGGAGAUGGAAUUCAACACAAAGCGCCUCCGCUUCAUAUCUAACACUGAGAAGAUAAAGCAUGGCUCACAGGGUGUCCUGUACUGGAUGUCAAGAGACCACAGAGUACAAGAUAAUUGGGCGUUGAUCCAUGCCCAGCAGCUUGCUCUGAAGGAGAAGCUUCCUCUGCACGUCUGUGUCUGCCUGUUUGUCCCGAAAUCAGAGCUGUCCACUCUGAGACAUUUCAGCUUCAUGCUGAAAGGUCUGAAAGAAGUCUCAAAGAAGUGCAAAGCUUUAGAAUUCCAGUUCCAUCUGCUCCAUGGUUCAGCUGGAGACGUUCUCCCCGGUUUUGUGUCUGAUCGAGACCUGGGCGCAGUGGUAACAGACUUCUCCCCCCUCAGAGAGCGACUGCAGUGGUUGGAGGAUGUUAAAAAGAGUCUUCCAAAAGAUAUUCCCCUCAUACAGGUAGAUGCCCACAAUAUUGUUCCCUGCUGGGUAACAUCCACAAAGCUUGAGUACGCCGCCAGGACGAUCAGAGGAAAACUCACAAAGCUUCUUCCGGAGUUCCUCACAGACUUUCCUCUGGUAGAAAAACACCCCUACACAACUGCAAGAGCCGCCAAACUCAUAGAGUGGGAGGAAACCCUAGCCUCCCUGCAGGUAGACAGAAAUGUAGGAGAGCCGGAGUGGGCUAAGCCCGGCACCAAGGGAGGAGUCGCCAUGUUGGAGUCCUUCAUUGAUGAACGCCUCAAACUAUUUUCUACUCAACGUAACGACCCAAACAUCGCAGGCCUUAGCCAGCUGUCUCCCUGGCUCCGCUUUGGUCACCUUUCAGCCCAGCGUGUCGCACUUCAGGUUCAGUGCAGUGGGAACUUUGCAGGUGUAUCUGUCGCAACCUUCAUCGAGGAGCUGGUGGUGCGCAGGGAGCUGACAGACAACUUCUGUUUCUACAACGACAAAUACGACAGCGUAGAGGGUACUUAUGAAUGGGCUCAGAAGAGUCUGAAAGAACACGUCAAAGACAAGAGGGAGUAUCUCUACACACGGGAACAGCUGGAGAAAGCAAGGACACAUGACAAACUCUGGAACGCCUCUCAGCACCAGAUGAUCACUGAGGGGAAGAUGCAUGGUUUCCUGAGGAUGUACUGGGCCAAAAAGAUUCUGGAGUGGACUUCUUCACCAGAGGAGGCGCUCUCCAUCGCCCUCUACCUAAACGACCGCUAUAGUCUGGAUGGCCAGGACCCCAAUGGCUUUGUCGGUUGUAUGUGGUCUAUCUGUGGCAUCCACGAUCGAGCCUGGGGAGCGAGAAAGGUUUUCGGCAAGGUCCGCUACAUGAACUACAAAGGCUGCCAGCGGAAGUUUGACGUAGCCAAGUUUGAGAGAAAGUACUGUCCCAAAAACCUUUGAAGCAUGACUUUCUUUGAGGAUAGGGAUAAAAUGCCUGACAGCAUACAUCUCCUGCACCUUUAGCUUAAGGGAGUGUCCGUACUUUCUUAUAGACUGUAUCUUGCCUAUUUUUGUGUAAAACAGUUUAUUAUUUAAAAUUGUGAUCUGAUGCUCCUACUUGGUAAGUGUUAUAUGCCAUUCAAGUUGAUUUUGCUACUUUUAUUUUUGUCUGUAUGUCUCAAUAAAAAUAUUAUGUUUAUUGUCA